Messenger RNA from Carica papaya (papaya), 1545 nucleotides. RefSeq names its product tyrosine decarboxylase 1-like. NCBI's taxonomy places the organism in Eukaryota, Viridiplantae, Streptophyta, Magnoliopsida, Brassicales, Caricaceae. Gene Ontology annotation, cellular component: cytoplasm. Gene Ontology annotation, molecular function: carboxy-lyase activity; pyridoxal phosphate binding. Gene Ontology annotation, biological process: amino acid metabolic process; carboxylic acid metabolic process. The record is from RefSeq and is a predicted model, not a curated record.
AUGGGUAGCUUGAAAUUCAACCAAGAACCAAUACAAGGUUUUCACGAUCAUGAAAACCAAUUCUUGAACCCUCUAGACCCCGAGGAAUUUAGGAAACAAGGCCACAAAAUAAUAGACUUUCUUGCUGAUUAUUACCAAAAUAUUGAAAGUUAUCCUGUUCUUAGCCAAGUUCAACCAGGUUAUCUUCGACAACAUUUACCAGACUCGGCUCCAGAUGCACCUGAACUUAUUGAAACCAUCAUCCUUGACAUUCAAAAACACAUAAUUCCCGGGAUAACCCAUUGGCAAAGUCCUAAUUACUUUGCAUAUUUCCCUUCAAGCAGUAGCACAGCAGGGUUUUUAGGUGAAAUGCUUAGCUUUGGGUUUAAUGUUGUAGGGUUUAAUUGGAUGUCAUCACCUGCUGCAACUGAACUUGAGAGUAUAGUUAUGGAUUGGCUCGGAAAAAUGCUUAUGCUACCAAAAUCUUUCUUAUUCUCUGGUAAUGGCGGAGGUGUGAUACAAGGGACAACAUGUGAGGCCAUUUUGUGUACCUUAGUAGCUGCAAGAGAUCAGUAUUUAACUCAGAAUGGGAUAAAAAAUGGGGGGAAGUUAGUGGUUUAUGGAUCCGAUCAAACUCAUAGUGCACUCCAAAAAGCAGCAAAAAUUGCUUGUAUUGAUCCCAAUAACGUUCGAGCAAUCAAAACAACAAAAACUACAUCCUUUUCUCUAUCCCCUAAAUUGUUGAAACACACAAUUGAAUCCGACUUAGCAGCUGGUUUAGUCCCUCUUUUUCUAUGUGCAACUGUAGGGACAACCUCGACAACUGCUAUCGACCCAAUUGGUCCUUUAUGCCAAGUUGCUAAAAAUUAUGGCAUGUGGGUUCAUAUUGAUGCUGCAUAUGCAGGUAGCUCAUGUAUCUGCCCAGAGUUCAGAAUUUUUCUUAAGGGUAUAGAAGGUGCAAACUCUUUUAGCCUUAAUGCUCAUAAAUGGUUGUUAACUCCUUUGGAUUGUUGUUGUUUGUGGGUUAAAGAUCCAACUGCUCUUACUAAAUCGCUCUCAACAUAUCCUGAGUAUUUAAGAAACAAAAUUAGUGAUACAAGGGAUAUUAUAGAUUAUAAAGAUUGGCAAAUCACAUUGAGCAGAAGAUUUCGUGCUAUGAAACUAUGGCUUGUGCUUAGAACUUAUGGUGUAGCCAACCUUCGGAACAUCAUUAGAAGUCACGUGAAGAUGGCUAUUCUAUUUGAAAAGCUUGUAGCUGGUGAUUCCAGACUGGAGAUUGUCGUCCCAAGAAACUUUGCUGUUGUCUGCUUUAGGGUUUCACCAUUUGCAUUAUCUGAUAAACAUGUAAAUUAUGAGAACAAUCGUGUUAUAGAUCGUACAAAUGAGCUAACUCGUGAGUUGUUGGAAUCCAUUAACGCAUCAGGAAAGUUAUUCAUGACUCAUGCGUUGGUUGAGGGAAUCUACAUGAUUCGUUUUGCUGUUGGUGCAACGCUCACAAGGUUUCACCAUAUCGUUAUGGCUUGGAAUGUGGUGCAAGAUUUCCUCCAUCAGAUUCUUGCUACUUAG